GGAUUUUGCUUAUUGCGCUUCCAACUUGAUAUGCCUCUUUGCUCGUUUCUUUGAUUCCGUGCCUCCAUCGGGCGGAAUACUGUACAUAGAUGAAGCGAAGCCGCAAGGAUUAGGAGUGGGCUCGCGGUCCGUCGGAGUAUCGUUCCAGAGAGGCGGCGGUUUGUGACGCCCACCCGAAAGCCUCUCGUGUUCCGUCAUUGUGAUGAUGGGGCGCGACUCCCUCGAACUCGCUCUCCCCAAGACGAGAUAAAGGCGGACGACCCAUUUCACACUCCCUCCCCCAUCGAGCCCAUCGUAGCUUGCAGCUCAUCACCCAGCCAAACACUCUCCCACUACCUACCAUCCAACAGCGCCUCUCUCAACCAUGUCCAGCGUAACAACACAACCCGCCUGGCAAGCCUUGCAAUCCCACUAUAACUCAACCGCAAAACAACUCCAUCUCCGUGAUCUCUUCGCCCAAGACCCCCAGCGCUUCUCCAAAUACCAUACUACCUUCAACCCAACAACCCUCGCUCCCUCUGUCACCAACACUCCUCUGCUGCUGCUCGAUUACUCGAAGAACAUUGUCACCGAUGAGACGCUGGAGCUGUUGUUCAAGUUGGUGAAAGACAGCAAGGUUGAGGAGUGGAGGGAUAAGAUGUUUAGGGGGGAGAAGAUUAAUACGACUGAGGAUAGGGCGGUGCUUCAUGUUGCGCUCAGGAAUAGGUCCAACAAGCCGAUUGAAGUAGACGGCGUGGACGUGAUGCCCUCUGUAAACCGGGUCCUCGCCCAAAUGGAAUCCACCUCCAACCGCAUCCGCUCCGGCGAAUGGAAAGGCUACACUGGCAAACGCAUUACGGACGUGAUCAACAUCGGGAUCGGCGGUUCGGAUCUCGGGCCUUACAUGGUGACCGAGGCGUUGAAGCCGUACGCGCAAAAGGGGCUCAAGGUGCAUUUCGUGUCGAAUGUCGAUGGAACUCAUAUUGCGGAGGUGUUGAAGACGUUGGAUCCGGAGACGAGUGUGUUUAUUGUGGCGAGUAAGACUUUUACGACUAUUGAGACGAUUACGAACGCCACGACGGCCAAGGAGUGGUUUUUGGAGAGUGCUAAGGAGAAAUCGCACGUGGCAAAGCACUUCAUCGCUCUCUCCACCAACGCCUCUGCCGUAACCUCCUUCGGCAUCGCCGUUGAAAACAUGUUUGAAUUCUGGGACUGGGUCGGCGGCCGCUACUCCCUCUGGUCCGCCAUCGGCCUCUCCAUCGCAAUCUACGUCGGCUACGACAACUUUGUGCAGCUGUUGUCAGGCGCCCAUGCGAUGGACGAGCAUUUCAGAACGGCCAAGCUGGAGGAGAAUAUUCCGGUUAUUCUGGCUGCCGUCGGGCUGUGGUAUAAUAACUUUUGGGGCGCGCAGACGCAUGCCGUGUUGCCGUAUGAGCAGUAUUUGCAUCGGUUUCCGGCGUACCUCCAGCAGGGCGACAUGGAAUCCAACGGCAAAUCCACCACCCGCUCCAACACCGCCAUCACCGACUACACCACCGGCCCCAUCAUCUGGGGCGAACCAGGCACCAACGGCCAACACGCCUUUUACCAACUCAUCCACCAAGGCACCAAGCUCAUCCCCGCCGACUUCCUCGCCGCCAUCCACACCCACAACCCUAUCUCGAACGGCAAACAGCACCAAAUCCUCCUCGCCAACUUCCUCGCGCAGACUGAGGCGCUCGCUCGCGGUAAGAACGAGGCUGAAGUCGUUGCGGAAUUGAAGAAGGCGGGUGUGGAUGAGAAGAGUCCGCAGUUUGAUAUAUUGAGGAUGCAUAAGCAGUUUAGGGGAAACCAUCCCACGAACAGCAUUGUGUAUGAGAAGCUGACACCCUUUGUGCUUGGAUCGCUGGUGGCGAUGUAUGAGCAUAAGAUUUUCGUGCAGGGGAUUGUGUGGAAUAUCAACAGUUUUGAUCAGUGGGGCGUGGAACUCGGCAAACAGCUCGCAAAUGUCAUCCUCCCCGAACUCACGGGCGCCGCUACAUCUUCCUCCUCCGAGGGCAAACACGAUGCGAGCACUGCCGGUUUGAUUGGGUAUAUUUUGAAGGCGGGGAAGGGUGGCAAGGCGUGAAGUUCUGUUGACGGAUGAGGGGUGGGUGAAGCCACCCUUUCUUGAAGGGUGUUUUGUAUGUACAGCAUUUGGGAAAUGAAGAGAUAUUCGUUUUUGCGGAGUGACCGCCUUUCGGCUGACCGUCCUGGUUUGAUUCACAUGGGACUGAGAAUAUGAU
This is a messenger RNA of Fimicolochytrium jonesii, 2243 nucleotides long. RefSeq names its product Phosphoglucose isomerase. NCBI's taxonomy places the organism in Eukaryota, Fungi, Chytridiomycota, Chytridiomycetes, Spizellomycetales, Powellomycetaceae. Gene Ontology annotation, molecular function: glucose-6-phosphate isomerase activity; monosaccharide binding; carbohydrate derivative binding. Bases 365 to 2086 code for a protein of 573 amino acids. Gene Ontology annotation, biological process: glycolytic process; glucose 6-phosphate metabolic process; gluconeogenesis. The record is from RefSeq and is a predicted model, not a curated record. The transcript has 5 exons. Gene Ontology annotation, cellular component: cytosol.